AUGACUCAUCUGUUGGCCAACAUUAGCCCCUCUCAGCCUAGGAGAGAGGAGCGCAGCGGCCGCCGCCGCCGCCGNGCUGACAGUGUAGAGCAAGCUGUUUAUUACUGUAAGAAGUGCACUUACCGAGAUCCUCUUUAUGAAAUAGUUAGGAAGCACAUUUACAGGGAACAUUUUCAGCAUGUGGCAGCACCUUACAUAGCAAAGGCAGGAGAAAAGUCACUCAAUGGUGCAGUCCCCUUAGGCGCAAAUGCCCGGGAGGAAAGCAGUAUUCACUGCAAGUGAUGCCUUUUCAUGCCGAAGUCUUACGAAGCUUUGGUGCAGCAUGUCACUGAAGACCAUGAGCGCGUAGGCUAUCAGGUCACUGCCAUGAUUGGCCACACAAAUGUGGUGGUUCCCCGAUCCAAACCCUUCAUGCUCAUUGCUCCCAAACCUCAAGAGAAGAAGGGCAUGGGACUCCAAUCGAGAAUUGGUUCCCUCGCUUCUGGAAACGUACGGUCUUUGCCAUCACAGCAGAUGGUAAAUCGACCCUCAAUACCAAAGCCUAACUUAAAUUCCACAGGUGUCAACAUGAUGUCCAAUGUUCACCUACAGCAGAACAACUAUGGAGUCAAAUCUGUAGGCCAGGGCUAUGGCGUUGGUCAGUCAAUGAGACUGGGGCUAGGUGGCAACGCACCGGUUUCCAUCCCUCAACAGUCUCAGUCUGUGAAGCAGUUGCUUCCAAGUGGCAAUGGAAGAUCUUACGGUCUUGGGUCAGAGCAGAGGACCCAGGCGCCAGCAAGAUACUCACUGCAGUCUCCAAAUGCCCCAUCUCUCUCUUCAGGCCAGUUAAAGUCUCCUUCCCUCUCCCAGUCACAGGCAUCCAGAGUAUUAGGUCAGUCCAGCUCCAAGCCAACUGCAGCUGCCACUGGCCCUCCACCACCCAAUACUUCCUCAACUCAGAAGUGGAAAAUAUGUACAAUCUGUAAUGAGCUUUUUCCUGAAAAUGUAUAUAGCGUGCUCUUCGAAAAAGAACAUAAAGCUGAGAAAGUCCCAGCAGUAGCCAACUACAUUAUGAAAAUACAGAAUUUCACUAGCAAAUGCCUCUACUGUAAUCGCUAUUUGCCCACAGACACUCUGCUCAACCAUAUGCUAAUUCAUGGUCUGUCCUGUCCCUAUUGCCGGUCAACCUUCAAUGAUGUGGAAAAGAUGGCGGCUCAUAUGCGGAUGGUUCACGUGGACGAAGAGAUGGGACCUAAAACAGAUUCUACUCUGAGUUUUCAUUUGACAUUGCAGCAGGGUAGUCACACUAACAUCCAUUUCCUUGUAACCACGUAUAACCUAAGGGAUGCUCCUGCUGAGUCUGUUGCUUACCAUGCCCAAAAUAACCCACCCAUCCCUCCAAAGCCACAGCCAAAAGUGCAGGAAAAGGCAGAUAUCCCUGUUAAAAGCUCACCUCAAGCUGCAGUGCCCUAUAAAAAAGAUGUAGGGGAAACCCUUUGCCCUCUUUACUUUUCAAUCCUGAAAGGACCCAUAUCCGAUGCACUAGCACAUCACUUACGAGAGAGGCACCGGGUGAUUCAGACGGUUCAUCCAGUGGAGAAAAAGCUCACCUACAAGUGCAUCCGCUGCCUUGGCGUGUAUACCAUCGACAUGACCGCCUCUACCAUCACUCUGCAUCUGGUUCACUGCAGGGGCGUGGGGAAGACCCAGAACGGCCAAGACAAAACAAAUGCACCCUCGCGGCUCAGCCAGUCUCCAGGCCUGGCACCUGUGAAGCGCACUUACGAGCAGAUGGAGUUUCCCUUGCUGAAGAAGCGAAAGCUGGAUGAAGAUAGUGACUCACCAGGCUCCUUUGAAGAGAAGCCUGAGGAGCCUGUUGUUUUAGCUUUAGACCCUAAGGGUCAUGAAGAUGAUUCCUAUGAAGCCAGGAAAAGCUUCCUAACAAAAUAUUUCAACAAACAAUCCUAUCCCACCAGGAGAGAAAUUGAGAAGCUGGCGGCAAGCUUAUGGUUGUGGAAGAGUGACAUUGCUUCCCAUUUUAGUAACAAGAGGAAGAAGUGUGUCAGAGACUGUGAAAAGUACAAGCCUGGUGUGUUACUGGGCUUCAACAUGAAAGAGUUAAACAAAGUUAAGCAUGAGAUGGAUUUUCACGCUGAGUGGCUCUUUGAAAACCAUGAUGAGAAGGAUUCCAGAGUCCAUGCUAGUAAAACAGCGGACAAAAAGCUCAGUCUUGGGAAGGAAGAUAACAGUUCCUCAGACAGUUUUGAAAAUUUGGAGGAAGAAUCCAAUGGAAGUGAUAGCCCUUUUGAUCCUGUUUUUGAAGUUGAGCCUAAAGUCCCUAAUGAUAACCCAGAGGAACACAUACCGAAGGUAAUUUCUGAAGAUGCUUUAGAAUCUGAGAAGCUAGACCAAAAAGAGGAGGAUGGUUCAAAAUACGAAACUAUUCAUUUGACUGAGGAGCCAACCAAACUAACGCAUGAUGCCUCUGAUAGUGAGGUUGACCAAGAUGAUGUUGUCGAGUGGAAAGAUGGUGCUUCUCCAUCUGAGAGCGGCCCUGGUUCCCAACAAGUGUCAGACUUUGAGGACAACACAUGUGAGAUGAAAACAGGAACCUGGUCCGAUGAGUCUUCCCAGAGUGAAGACACAAGGAGCAGUAAGCCAGCUGCCAAAAAAUAGGCUACUGUGCAAGGUGACAGAGAGCAGUUGAAGUGGAAGAAUAGUUCCUAUGGAAAAGUUGAAGGGUUUUGGUCCAAGGACCAGUCACAGUGGAAGAAUGCAACUGAAAAUGAUGAGUGCUUAUCCAACCCACAGACUGAGUGGCAGAACAGCACAAUUGACAGUGAGGAUGGGGAGCAGUUUGACAAUGAUGGGGUGGCUGAACCGAUGCACGGCAGCUUGACGGGGGUUAAACUGAGCAGCCAGCAGGCUUAA
Odocoileus virginianus texanus is the source of this 2910-nucleotide messenger RNA. NCBI's taxonomy places the organism in Eukaryota, Metazoa, Chordata, Mammalia, Artiodactyla, Cervidae. The record is from RefSeq and is a predicted model, not a curated record.